Molecule: messenger RNA, 1820 nt
Organism: Theobroma cacao (cacao)
Lineage: Eukaryota; Viridiplantae; Streptophyta; Magnoliopsida; Malvales; Malvaceae
Product: PHD finger protein ALFIN-LIKE 4
Biological process (GO): regulation of DNA-templated transcription; proteolysis
Cellular component (GO): nucleus
Molecular function (GO): transcription coregulator activity; histone binding; serine-type peptidase activity
Source: RefSeq, a predicted model, not a curated record
CCAGUGGCAUGGAGCGCUGAUUUUACCUCUAGGCUGCAGAGGAAGGGAUCAAGAUUCAAGACAAAUUGUGGGACACGUGUACGGCGACGGACCAUCAUCGUUCUGCCGUGUGAUUGUGAUUAGUUGCAAUUUGCAAAUCCCCUUUCUCGUCACAUCUGAAUGUAAAUCUUAUCGAAUUAUCUCAUAUUUUUCUCGAUAAACCCAAGAAAUGAAAACGGUGGACAUUGGAACUGGACAAUCUUUGUAUCUACAUUCCAGGAGAAAACAACCACCCGCGGCUCACCCCAUCUCGGAACCCUAACCUUACCCAAAAUUCCAGCUCCGAAAUCGGUUUCAAAUCCGCAUUAUACCCCCCGCAGCAACAGUAACUCCCGCUACGUGGCUAGCUUGCAACCAUAUAGUUUACGCCGCGUGGCUUAUACGGUCCCUAUCAUCCAUGUCAGACCUAGGCAUCACCCCUAAUCCCAAUCUCAAAGAGGAAAAAACAUUAGGAAAAAUCUCCAUUUUGGGGAAUAACAAUUAUUAUUAAUUUAAACAAAUACACUGAUAGUAGUAUUCUUUUUCUGUGUCUCUUCUUCUGGUGCUGAAAUGUUUCUUGUUGGAUAUACCAAGUCGAGCACACUAUAGAUUUCCGAUUUUAUCCUUCUUCUUUUUCUCUCUGUUUCUUGGUUCUUCUUUCCUUUUGCCUCCCCAUAUCUGCCUUCUCUUUUCUCAGUGGAGUGAAGUGUUCGGAAAUGGACGGAGGAACUCAGUACAACCUGAGAACAGUAGAGGAGGUCUUUAGGGAUUUCAAAGGCCGUCGGGCCGGCAUGAUCAAAGCCUUAACCACUGAUGUUGGAGAAUUUUAUGAGCAGUGCGAUCCUGAGAAGGAGAAUCUUUGCUUGUAUGGAUUCCCUGAUGAACAUUGGGAAGUUAAUUUGCCUGCUGAGGAAGUGCCUCCAGAGCUCCCAGAGCCUGCAUUAGGUAUUAACUUUGCUAGAGAUGGGAUGCAAGAAAAGGACUGGUUGUCACUUGUUGCUGUUCACAGUGAUGCAUGGUUAUUAGCGGUGGCUUUCUAUUUUGGUGCUAGGUUUGGUUUUGAUAAGGCUGACAGGAAACGUCUCUUCACUAUGAUAAAUGAUCUCCCAACAAUAUUUGAAAUUGUCACCGGAAGUGCCAAGAAACAGGCAAAGGAGAAGUCAUCAGUUUCAAAUCACAGCAGCAACAAAUCCAAGUCAAGCUCAAAACCGAGAGGCUCUGAAUCUGCUAAAUAUUCAAAGAGCCUGCAGGCCAAGGAUGAGGAAGAGGGAUUGGAUGAGGAAGAUGAAGAGGAGCAUGGGGAAACCUUGUGUGGUGCAUGUGGAGAGAACUAUGCUUCAGAUGAGUUCUGGAUUUGUUGUGACAUAUGUGAAAAGUGGUUUCAUGGCAAAUGUGUAAAGAUCACCCCUGCCAGGGCUGAGCACAUCAAGCAGUACAAGUGCCCCUCUUGCAGCAACAAGAGAGCACGACCUUGACAUUAAGGAGAUGCUGAGUUUUUCCCUCAUGUAAUUCUCCCAUGCUCUUGGCAGCCAACUGUUUAGGUGGUCAGAUUUUCUGUGCUGGGCCAAGUUGGCCUGCUUAUGUAUCAAGUACUUUUCUAGGGGACUUUCAGGUGGAUAUAUUAGGAUUGAUAGAGUUUUCAGGUGCUGAACUUUUAUUCUAUUUGAUUCCAGAAUUGGGAUAUACAAUAUUUCCGGUGUAGGAAAUCUUUUUUCCCUGUUCUGUUGGCUACAUACUGCAUAGAAUGUGUUGUUUCUUUUUGCUAUAUUUGCGGAGGGUCUGGUUGCAGACGUUUGAUUGAA